CUUCACCCCUUGGCCGAAAUGUUGAUUUAAGAAUGGAUAGGUGUUGUUCUCUUUUACCCGUUGACGAAACGCCGACUGCUAUGAAAUCCAAUUCACCAUCACCGCAUAGCGCCCAAAAGAAUGUGUGCCCACCCAGUCCAACCAUGUCUCCGGCACAGGCAAUAGCGGAGGCAUGGAAACGGGAGUCUUUAGAGAGCCGUGAAAAGUGGAUGAGGGUGGAUGCCAAUGUGGGGGCGCGAUACGAUUCUCGGCGGACCCAUGGAGGAAAAACAAAGAUGUAAAUGACUUGCUUCAAUUUUUAUUCUUUCGCCUUCUUGAAGAAAAAGCUAACGGUUAGGAUCGUCGGGCGAUUUGAAUGGACUGAACUUCGUCUACACUGUAUUUAUUGCGUCAAAAGGCCGUUGUAUCGACAAAGAAACGGACUUACUUGUAGCAUCUUGAAAUCAUUUGUAUGCAUUAAUCUACGUUGGCCUCACCAUCGCUUUGAUCGUAGUC
Laccaria bicolor S238N-H82 is the source of this 495-nucleotide messenger RNA. RefSeq lists its product as uncharacterized. NCBI's taxonomy places the organism in Eukaryota, Fungi, Basidiomycota, Agaricomycetes, Agaricales, Hydnangiaceae. The record is from RefSeq and is a predicted model, not a curated record. The coding region runs from base 33 to 281 and encodes 82 amino acids. The transcript is spliced from 3 exons.